Molecule: messenger RNA, 3900 nt
Organism: Puccinia triticina
Lineage: Eukaryota; Fungi; Basidiomycota; Pucciniomycetes; Pucciniales; Pucciniaceae
Exons: 13
Coding region: 1-3900 (1299 amino acids)
Biological process (GO): protein phosphorylation
Molecular function (GO): protein kinase activity; ATP binding
Source: RefSeq, a predicted model, not a curated record
AUGGCCAGCCCGACCCUCCGGAAUGCCCGCACCUCGCCCGACCUGCGCACCGCCGAGCUCGAGCACCGCCCGCCGAUGAUCCCGGCCGGCGCGCAGGUGCUCGUCACCCUCGACAUCGAUGCCGCCUACUUCGUCGACCUCUCCGGCUCCACCUCGCCUGCCGCCAUCAAGGAGCGCAUCUACGCCAAGCUCGGGAUCUACGACGACGACCACGCCAGCUUCCGGAUCUCCCGCUGCCGGGCCGGCCAGCCGCUCGGCCAGCCGCUCGACGACUGGCAGCUCUGGGACAUGAGCAUGCGUGCCGCCCGGGACCACCCGCACGACUACCGCUCCUCCUCCGCCGGCAGCCGCGACUCGCCCGAUCCACAGCACCACCAUCUCCCACGCUCCCGCUGGCAGCGCAUCAGCCGCGAACAGCUCCACCACGCCCGCGACGGCUCCGCCUCCUCUGCCUCCCACCCGCCCCCCCACCCCGCACCCUCCGCCGACCUCCGCAACCCCUCCCCGGCCACCAGCCCCUUCCCCGACGACCGCCGCCCCUCCCCCCACGCCGCCAACACGCCCUUCGAGCUGCCCCUCUACCCGGCCACCCACCGCCACGCCCCCCGCCCCCAGAUCGACACCCCGGACGACUGGGUGCGCAUCCACCACCCGCCCCGGCUCUCGCCCGAAGCCACCUCGCCCACCAAGCCCCGCCCCCCGCGCCGGCCCUCGGACCCCCCUCCGAAAACCGGGCCCCCCCUCUCCUCCUCCCAGCCCCCGCUCCCCAGCCACGCAGACCCCCGGCUGGCCGACUACCAGCGCCAGCAGCAGCAGCAGCUCCGCGCAGCCAGCUCAUCCACCAUCCCCAAGAACACCACCCCGACCACCCGAAGAUUCCCUACGGCCAAGAGCAUGGAGGAGCUGCAUGGCCACCACGCCGCCGACCCGCGCAAGCGGGCCAUCCCUGGGCUCAGCCACCCUCCUCUGCCGCCGGACUCGCGGCCCACCCAGCCCCCCGGCCGGCCCAGCUACCCGCCCCAGACCUCCCCCAGCUUCCCCUUCCCCCAGCCGACGAUCACCGCGCACAUGCGCCCCGCACGCCUCGCGGGGCCCCCCGGAUACGCACCCGCCCCCGGCGCCCCCUCCUCCUCCCGCAACGUGCUCCCCGCCCCCGGAAGGCCGCCCCCGACGACGAGCACGAGCCUGUCUGCCCGGAACCCCCGGGUGUCGCUGCAGAUCUACGAAAGCAGGUAUCUCGAUCAGGCCAGGCCCCCUCCGAGGCCGCGCACCGGCGACGGCGCGUCCCCCAUGCGGCCGGCCCAGUUCCCAGACCGCCAGCUGCAGCCCGCACUCGUGCCCCAGUCCUACUUCCAGCCAGGCGCCAGCUACUCGGCCAGGCCCGGCGAGACCCUGCACGACCCCGCAGUCGCCCUCCGGCGGCGGGACCGGGACCAGUCGCGUGAAUACCGCAGCGAACUCGAGCGGGAACCUGCGAAGCGGAGACCCAAUCUGGCAUCCCCUACGAUCGGCCCGCCCCCGUCAUCGUCGCGCUUCGUCCGGAUCGAAGACCAGCCCGAAGGACUCCUCCGGUCGCCGCUCACCGGUCCGCUCGAGCGGUCCAGUCGCCGGCCCGCCACCGAAACCGGCCGAGCGCGCCCUUCCGACCCCUCGUCAUCCACAUCGCCCGCGCUCGGCCACCCCAUGCAGGAUGCAUAUGGAGGACUCGACUCAGAGCCGCUCAGACAGCGAAUCACCGUGGAUGGCGACGCAGAACGCUCGUCCGAACAACAGCAGCUGGAGCGUGCGCGGCCCUCGAGGAACCCCCUGUCGCUGACGAUACCGCAAGCCAGUGCCCGGCUGAGCGCGAUGGGCCGGUCGGAGCGCCGGCUGGCCAACGGCUCGCCGCGCCACUCCGACGAGACCAAAGCCUCGCGGGGGGACACCCGCGAACUCAGCCCGGAAGACCUCUCCGUCCCGCUCCAUCAGCUCACACUCGACAGCAUCCCCAUCCCGUCCUCCACGGCCUCCGAGGAAGCCCUCCGGGCCGAGCCGCGCAAGAAGCCCUCCAGAGGGCGCUCCGCUACCACCGCCUCCACCUCCACCGGCACGUUCACCAGCUUUGCAAGCUCGUCUUUCACCAACCCCUCCUCGGCUACCACCACCCCGUCCAAGAUGUUCCAGGACUUCGAGGACGACGACGACGAUGUCGUUGGCACAUUCGUCACCCCCAUGCAACCCUACUCCCAAACUGAUGAAGCAAAGGCUUCUUCCGUCGGCUCGAAGCCGAAGCUCAGUCUGCAGACCGACACUUUCGACCCCACGCAUGCGGCCGCCAAGGCGGACUUCAAGCUGCCCCUGAUAGUCAACGAAUCGGCAAGCGAGAUGGGCCCACAGACCUCGGUCGGCUCCUCCAGCUCGACCCUCAAAGGCGGCCCCUCCAACAACAACGGGGCGACUCUGCACGUCACGGGGGACAACAGGGACAGCCGACGGGUGUCGUUCACGGGCGACGACUGGGCCAUCCGGCCCCCGAUCGACGCGGUGUACGAGAACCUGGAAGACUUCUUCCCGCACCACGACCUGGACAAGCCGAUCGACAUCGGGCUCGAUCUGCCCGAGCUGCACUCGCCCUCCAGUCCUGCCGCCACGACGACGACGACGACGACAACGACGCCCAUCGUGCCCACCACGCCCGUCUCCUCGUCCGCCACGCAGAGCGCAUCUUCCAUCGCGAGACUUAAAGGACGGACACGGUCGAUCCGCGUCGUCGCCCAGGAGAAGAAAAGGCUGCUCCGCAGGUCCGAGGACAAGGCCCGCGCAGCCUCCCUCAAGCUCCCAUCCACUGACCCCUCCUCCCACGCCCCCCGCCACCCCUCCGGACUCGCCGUAGACCACGACGCUAAAGGCGCCGCCCUCCUCCGCCGCAAGUCGACCAAGCUGUGGGGCGCCAAGAUCGAGGAAGUCGUCCCCGGGAACAUGAUCUCUGUUCCGGCUAUUAAUGAGGCGACUACGGGCGACGACGUCAACAACUUUUCAUUUAAGUGGGUGAAGGGAGAACUGAUCGGGAAAGGGAGUUUCGGGCAAGUGUAUCUGGCGCUGAAUGCGACGAACGGCGAGAUGCUGGCAGUCAAGCAGGUCGAAUUACCCAAAACUCGCAGUGACCGCGAAUGCGAGCGCCAGAAGAGCGUCGUCAAUGCGCUGAAAUCUGAGAUCCAUUUGAUGCGGGACUUGGAGCAUCCGAACAUUGUCCAAUACCUCGGGUUCGAGGAGACCACGGAGUAUUUGAGCAUCUUCCUCGAGUACGUCCCCGGCGGAUCGAUCGGGAGGUGUCUCAGAAGACACGGCGCCUUCGAGCUGAACGUCAUCAAGUACUUCACGGCCCAGAUCUUGGACGGAUUGAAGUACCUGCACGGGCUGCACAUCCUGCACCGCGACUUGAAAGCGGAUAAUCUGCUGGUAGACUUCAGCGGCAACUGCAAGAUCUCCGACUUCGGCAUCUCGAAGAAGUCCGAACACGUGUACGAGGACAACACGCAGAUGUCCCUGCAGGGCUCCAUCUUUUGGAUGGCCCCCGAGGUCGUCCACAACCCUGCCAAGAAAGGCUAUUCCGCUAAAGUCGAUAUCUGGAGUCUCGGCUGCGUCGUGCUUGAGAUGUUUGCGGGCAGACGACCGUGGUCGGACGAGGAGGCGAUCCAGGCUAUGUUCAAGUUGGGCGCCGAGCGACUCCGGCCGCCGGUCCCCCCGGACGUCAAGCUGGGCCGGAUGUCGGACCACUUCCUUGCCCAAUGCUUCAUCGUGGACCCGGAGGCCCGGCCGACCGCCGACAGACUCACGGACCAUCGCUUCCUCGAGAUCGACAACCGGCCGUGGCGGUUCGAGGACUCGGAGCUCUACCGCUCGAUUCGGAUGCCCCAUUGA